GCUGAGGCGGCCUGCGCCAGCGCCGACGACCUGGAGCGGGAGCGGAGCAAGCUAUCGGUAGACACUCUGCAGUUCCUGCUGUUCCUGUACGUGCAGCAGGUGAACAAGGUCUCUCUGCGAACGUCUCUGAUUGGGGAGGAAUGGCCCAGCCCCAGGACCAAGUCUUCCAGCCUGACUGGAAAAUCUGCUGGCGAAAAUAAGAACUGGAAUGAUCAGGACCACCACGCCUUUGUGCAGAGCCACCUCUUGGAUAUGCUGGAACUGCUGCUGGAGCGGGAGCCACUCACUGUCUCCUCCCAUUCCACCCACAGUAGCUUGGUGUCCUAUGAAGCUGUCUGUGCCCUCAGCUUUCUUAUUGAAGGGACUGUGAACAAAUCCAGGAUGGUCUAUCCUCUGCAUGAGCUUGCCCUCUGGCAGCCCUGUCACAGGCAGAACGGCUACUCAAAGGUCUCCAAAGCCUUCUCUUUCCCCAAGAUAGAGAGCUGGCUGCGGUCUUGCCUGACGACAAACCCUUUUGGAAUGACUGCCUGCCUCAAGUCUGGGAAGAAACUUGCAUGGGCACAGCAAGUUGAAGGAACAACCAGGAGAGCAAAGAUUGCCUGCAAUACUCGUGUGGUGCCUGAGGUGUUCCCCAUGGUGAUAAUGAGUCAGGUGUACAAGCAGACGCUGGCCAAGAGCUCGGACACCCUGGUGGGGGCUCAUGUAAGAGUUCAUCGCUGCAAUGAGUCCUUCAUUUAUCUCCUCUCUCCUCUCCGAUCGGUGACCAUCGAGAAGUGCCGGAAUAGCACUUUUGUCCUUGGCCCUGUGCAGGCAUCUGUUCACGUGCACAGCUGUGAUAACGUCAAGGUCAUUGUGGUUUGCCAUCGUUUGUGCCUUUCUUCCACCACUGGCUGUACUUUUUACAUCCUCACGCCUACCCAGCCUCUCAUCCUCUCGGGGAACCAAGCAGUCAGCUUUGCCCCUUUCCACACGCAUUAUCCUAUGCUUGAAGACCACAUGGCUCAGGUGGGAUUGGCCACUCUGCCAAACUACUGGGACAGCCCCAUGCUGGUGUGCAAGGAGAGUGGUGACAUGAGUGUCUUCCGCCUCCUGCCACCCUCGGACUUCUACACCUUUGUGAUUCCUUUUGAGAUGGAAGGAGACACCACGGAGACGCCGGGUGGGCUUCCCCAUGCGUAUCGGAAGGCGCUGAGUCAGCGAGAGCAGAAGGUGCAGAUCUGGCAGAAAACUGUGAAGGAGGCAGGCCUGACCAAGUAUCAGAGGAAACAGUUCCAGAUGCUGGUAGAAAACAAAUUCUAUGAAUGGCUGGUUCAGACAGGGAACCGUCAGCAGCUGGAUAGCCUUGUCCCUCCUGCAGUAAGCUCCAAGCAGGCAGCAGGAUAGCAUCAUGUUCCUAUACAGCACAAGGAAAAGAAGGAGUUCUGGGAACAGGCAGCAAUAUACUGAAAAUGGUUCUCGUUAAGACUUUGCAGCCAUCCUGCCUGAACACACUUGAUGUGGACCUGA
Molecule: messenger RNA, 1506 nt
Organism: Pelecanus crispus (Dalmatian pelican)
Lineage: Eukaryota; Metazoa; Chordata; Aves; Pelecaniformes; Pelecanidae
Gene: TBCCD1
Product: TBCC domain containing 1
Biological process (GO): maintenance of centrosome location; maintenance of Golgi location
Cellular component (GO): spindle pole centrosome
Source: RefSeq, a predicted model, not a curated record